This is a messenger RNA of Dothidotthia symphoricarpi CBS 119687, 2209 nucleotides long. RefSeq names its product threonyl-tRNA synthetase. Gene Ontology annotation, molecular function: threonine-tRNA ligase activity; ATP binding. The transcript has a single exon. The coding region runs from base 126 to 1757 and encodes 543 amino acids. The record is from RefSeq and is a predicted model, not a curated record. Gene Ontology annotation, biological process: threonyl-tRNA aminoacylation. Gene Ontology annotation, cellular component: cytoplasm. Lineage: Eukaryota; Fungi; Ascomycota; Dothideomycetes; Pleosporales; Dothidotthiaceae.
CGGUCGUGGGUCGCGGGUUGGCCAUACGUCAUACUCGAGGUGGGGAGCGCACACUGUGCCAAGCCACCAUCUCGGAAAGUGCAGCUCGACCUCUUGCGAGAUGGUGAAGCUCGCCAGACUUCUCGAUGCCACCACUGCGACAGGUUUCGAUUGCGCUUAAUGCUGCUAGAGGAGCGCAACUGGGUUCCAGGACUAUACGUCAACAUGGGCGUAUAUUCAACAGGAGCUGCUCCUGUUCUGCGUCGGCGCAAUCCCACCCGGUGAUCACCGUCUCAUCGGAAGCAUCGCAAAAUGCGCGGCAGAUUCACACGACCACCGACCCGCCCACGCCUCCUACAGACCACCGCACACUCGCCCAGAGCCACAAUCUUUUCAUCACAUCGCCAUACAGCCCUGGCUCGCCGCUCAUCCUCCCCAAUGGCGCCUACGUCUUCCAAAAGUUGCAGUCAUUUCUGCGCGCACAAUAUCCGCAAUUCGGCUUCCAGGAAGUCAUCACCCCCACGAUAUACAAGAAGUCGCUUUGGGAAAAGUCUGGGCACUGGGAGAACUAUGCCGAAGAUAUGUUCAGCGUCCAGGGACGAGGCGCAACAGGCCAGGAGGGGAGAGAGGCGGGAGAGGAUGAAGAAUUUGGACUGAAACCCAUGAACUGUCCAGGCCAUUGCUUGCUGUUUGAUAGUGAGAUCAAGAGCUAUCGAGAUCUCCCUGUUCGAUUGGCAGACUUUAGCGCACUGCAUCGAAACGAGAUCUCGGGGGCCCUCACAGGCUUGACGAGAGUGCGACGCUUUCACCAGGACGACGCUCACAUUUUCUGUCGCCCUGACCAGAUCUUGUCUGAGAUUGAACAGACGUUAAAGUUUGUGGGCAUGGUGUAUAAAACAUUCGGCCUCGGUCCAUACAAGCUGCUCCUGUCCACCCGGCCCAAGGACAGCUUCAUUGGCACCAUCGAAGAAUGGGAUCAAGCAGAACAGCAGCUAACCACCGCUCUGAACAACAUCGGUAGCGAAUGGGCCAUAAACGAAGGAGAUGGCGCUUUCUAUGGGCCAAAGAUCGAUAUUAUUCUCAAAGACUCGAACGGCAAAGAGCAUCAAACUGCGACCAUCCAGCUCGACUUCCAGCUCCCACAACGGUUUGGCUUGCAAUACCAAGCCUCGCCGGAAGAGUUAGAAAAAGACUCGCAGUCGUCAAUGAACGCCGGCCUUGAUCCUAAGUACCGUCGUCCCGUCAUCGUGCACCGGGCCAUCUACGGCUCAAUUGAACGCUUCAUGGCAUUGCUGAUCGAGCACUACGCUGGAAAAUACCCCUUGUGGCUAUCUCCUCGUCCAGCCAUCGUCCUCUCUCUAAACUCUGAUCCCCAAACCCUGGAUUACGUCGCCUAUGUCCAGUCCGUACUGUCCGGUAUCACGCCACAAUAUCCAUAUGAUAUGCCUGUGUCCUCAGACCCCCAACCUUUACCUAUGUCGACUGUUCAUCUCCCUGUCGAUGUUGAUACGAGCCCUCGUUCGCUCGGCAAGAAAAUUGCUGAGGCAAAGGUCAAGAAAUACAACUAUAUCAUUGUCGUUGGUAGCAAUGAAGUGGAGAGUGGGGGAGUCAGUCUGCAAAUCAACAACCAACCUAAUAUGGAGGCGACGAAGAGUAUUCUAGACGCUGUUAUAGGGAAAAAGGCAUCGACUGAGCAGCAGAAGGUCAAGGGUAGCGUGAAUUUGGAGCUCAAUGUUGCUAGACAGUAUUUUGAGGACCUUGUCGAUGCGUACCUAUAGGGUAGAUUGAAAAGAGAGAGAUGACGGGCUAGGGCAUAUAUGAUGAUCCAUGUCUAUCACUUUCAACGAGACUAUCUUAAGUGGAUGGAGUAUGCUCCAUUCUCACGCCAAGCUGCAGCAUAGACUUGAUUCUCGUCUUCAAUUGGUUGAUCAACACUACAAUUAACUUUUCAUUAAAUUUUAUAGCACAAAGCCGUCAUUCUCGAAGACUUGCAAUAGCACCAAAUCGACAUGGUGCUAUACUAUGAGUACUGCUUCGAAAUUGUGCUGACACAACUCAAGAGGUUGAAUAACGUUCUUGAUGAUCUCACUGCGCCAACUCUUGCGCGUCUGACCCGCACUCGUCAGACACCACUUCACUGCAGCUUCAUAAUCCUCGCCAGCAUAGGAGGAGACAUCGUGUGACCAUGCAAUUGCCGUUGUCAGGUUGCACGCGAUUCUGAACUCUUCGG